Cercocebus atys (sooty mangabey) is the source of this 3045-nucleotide messenger RNA. RefSeq names its product POU class 3 homeobox 3 (gene POU3F3). Gene Ontology annotation, biological process: brain development; regulation of transcription by RNA polymerase II. Lineage: Eukaryota; Metazoa; Chordata; Mammalia; Primates; Cercopithecidae. Gene Ontology annotation, cellular component: nucleus. Gene Ontology annotation, molecular function: RNA polymerase II cis-regulatory region sequence-specific DNA binding; DNA-binding transcription factor activity, RNA polymerase II-specific. The transcript has 3 exons. The record is from RefSeq and is a predicted model, not a curated record. The coding region runs from base 1 to 1482 and encodes 493 amino acids.
AUGGCCACGGCGGCUUCUAACCCCUACCUGCCGGGGAACAGCCUGCUCGCGGCCGGCUCUAUUGUGCACUCGGACGCGGCAGGGGCUGGCGGCGGCGGGGGUGGCGGCGGCGGCGCCGGGGGCGGGGGCGGUGGCAUGCAGCCGGGCAGCGCCGCCGUGACCUCGGGCGCCUACCGGGGGGACCCGUCCUCUGUCAAGAUGGUCCAGAGCGACUUCAUGCAGGGGGCCAUGGCCGCCAGCAACGGCGGCCAUAUGCUGAGCCACGCGCACCAGUGGGUCACAGCCCUGCCCCACGCCGCCGCCGCAGCCGCCGCUGCCGCCGCCGCCGCCGUGGAGGCGAGCUCGCCGUGGUCGGGCAGCGCCGUGGGCAUGGCUGGCAGCCCCCAGCAGCCACCGCAGCCGCCGCCACCACCGCCGCAGGGCCCCGACGUGAAGGGCGGCGCCGGGCGGGACGACCUGCACGCGGGCACAGCGUUGCACCACCGCGGGCCGCCGCACCUCGGACCCCCGCCGCCGCCCCCACACCAGGGCCACCCUGGGGGCUGGGGGGCGGCCGCCGCGGCCGCCGCCGCCGCCGCCGCCGCCGCCGCCGUCGCGCACCACCCGUCCAUGGCCGGGGGCCAGCAGCCGCCGCCGCAGAGUCUGCUCUACUCGCAGCCCGGGGGCUUCACGGUGAACGGCAUGCUGAGCGCGCCCCCAGGGCCCGGCGGCGGCGGCGGCGGCGCGGGCGGUGGAGCCCAGAGCUUGGUGCACCCGGGGCUGGUGCGCGGGGACACGCCGGAGCUGGCCGAGCACCAUCACCACCACCACCACCACGCGCACCCGCACCCGCCGCACCCGCACCACGCGCAGGGACCCCCGCACCACGGCGGCGGCGGCGCGGGGCCUGGACUCAACAGCCACGACCCGCACUCGGACGAGGACACGCCGACGUCGGACGACCUGGAGCAGUUCGCCAAGCAGUUCAAGCAACGGCGCAUCAAGCUGGGCUUCACGCAGGCCGACGUGGGGCUGGCGCUGGGCACGCUCUACGGCAACGUGUUCUCGCAGACCACCAUCUGCCGCUUCGAGGCCCUGCAGCUGAGCUUCAAGAACAUGUGCAAGCUCAAGCCGCUGCUGAACAAGUGGCUGGAGGAGGCGGACUCAAGCACAGGCAGCCCCACAAGCAUCGACAAGAUCGCGGCGCAGGGCCGCAAGCGCAAGAAGCGGACCUCUAUCGAGGUGAGCGUCAAGGGCGCGCUGGAGAGCCACUUCCUCAAGUGCCCCAAGCCCUCCGCGCAGGAGAUCACCAACCUGGCCGACAGCCUGCAGCUCGAGAAGGAGGUGGUGCGGGUCUGGUUCUGCAAUCGGCGCCAAAAGGAGAAGCGCAUGACGCCGCCCGGGAUCCAACAGCAGACGCCCGACGACGUCUACUCGCAGGUGGGCACCGUGAGCGCCGACACGCCGCCGCCGCACCACGGGCUGCAGACGAGCGUGCAGUGAAGCCAGGGCGCAGCGCGAAGAGGGCCGCCGCCGCCGCCUCCGCAGCCGCCGUCAGCACCGCCGCCGCCCCCGCCGCCGCCGCCGCCGCCGCCGCCGCCGUUGCCGCUGCCGCUGCGCCGACCCUGCACCUGGGCCGCUCCGGGCUCCAGCCCAGGCCCAUCCUCCGCCCUCCCCUCCACCCAGAGACAGGCAUGCCCGCCCUUGGAGGAGAGAACGCGGGAGAGACAGACCAAGGAGGCAUUUUUACAGUGCAAGGAAGGAGGGGCCAAAAAGUAAAAAGCAUAAUAAACACCCAGACUGUUUUAUAUACAUGUAUAACAAACAAAACCGGAAGAGAAAAAGGGGGCGAUCAUGAGAUCUCGUUUAUACUGUGGUGGUGUUUCGUUUUUGUUUUUGUUUUUAAAGAAGGGUGAAGAUGCCUGACGCACCAAAACUGCACUCGUGAGGUUUUACCACCCUGAGAUGACCUACACGGCAGCGGUGGACAGCACCUGCCUCGUCUUCUCCUCUUUGAUAAAAAGAGAGAGAGAGUCCCCUUUCCUUUCACUUUCUCUCCCCAAAAUAGCUGCCUAAAGAGAUCCACGGAAACUUUAUUUCCUGGGAGCGACCUGAGAGAAAACAGAGGCACCAGGUUCCAUCAGGGGACGACACCGUGCUCUGGGACCCUGUUUUUCUUGGCCAUAUUAAAGUCAUUUGGAAACAAACGAAUCAACUCUGAAAUGGGAAGGAGGGGGAAAGAAAACAGUCUCCAGGAAAAAAAUAAUUAUAUUGACAGCUUCUGAAACUAACAGACUGAAUAGCAAAGCCAAAAGAAAAGUAUCCUCAAAGUAACCUUGGAAAUAAAAGCAUCGGGAAGGAGCAGAGGGAGAGGGGGACGUCCGCUGAGGAGUGGCGAGAGGCCCCGGCCGAGUCGGGUCGCAGGCGGGCGGGCGGACUGGGAGCAGAUCGGGGGCCCAGCCAGCAAGGCCGCCGAGCCAGGCCCGGCCGCGUAACCAGGCUUUGACGGCUGCCAUUCAGGGUGGACGAUGCCUAAAGAUUCCACCGCUAAUAUUUUUUUUAUUAAUAUUUUUAUUUUUUAUUUCUGGACUGACUCAGAUAAAGGAAUUUAGAAAGACUGAGCACCAGCCGCCGCACUUCUCUGGACUUCUCUCCUCAAUCCGUUGCCAACUUUGAUUGAAUGGGUGCUGUGGAUGUGAUUAUAUAAUACUGCCAUUUCCAAGCAGUGUUUUUGGUAGGUUUUAAUAAACAGACUUUUCAAAAGACGGCAAUAUAGAAUUGUUAGAUCCGUUGUUGAUCUAAAAAUAUUUGCUUUAUAUUUUCAUUAAAUGACUUCUUUUAAUAUUUUAUUCAGAAUACUUAUGAACUGCUGCAAAACGGUAAUUUAUUUUUCCCCAGAUCUUGUAUUACGUGUUUUUUUCAGACGAGCACAAAUCAAAAUGAAAUGAAAAUAUGGACAGUUGUUAGGUAAUAAGGGUAUCUUUUGAUGUGAUCAUUUGAUUGUAAUUUAAUUUGAGUAGUGAUUCCGUAAGAGCUGAUCGAGAAAAUAAAUUUGUUAGAAUGAAA